AUGUUCAUGUAUUUUCUUGGAUUCAUUUAGAAUUUGAACGAACUAAGAAGCAUCGUAUCCCUCAAUGUUGGACAAAUGGAAUAUGAUGUAGGAUUACAGCAUUGUUUGGAAAGCCAGUCCAGAGUAGCCACUUAGUAUGUGGGUUCCAGUAUCCAUUGUGCAAUGAGCAGUCAAGGUCAGUAGUGGGGGGUUGGGGGCGCAUUACUCAUCUUAAGGGUCUGGGGACCGACCCGCGAGUUAAAAUUAUGGGCAGCAUCCGCUGUCACAGAACCCAGUAAACCCGUGCGUAGCAGCCGCCCUUGAGCGAACUCAUGAACAUACCACGUGACAUCAGAUCUUCUCUAGGUUGAGGGAGAGUGAGAGAGAGAAAGAGAGAGAGCGAGCGCGCAGCAUCAGCACCAGAACCGAAACUCGUAGCAGCAGCAAGCCAGAGUGCGCCAGUCUUCUGUUAAAAAUUAACUGGAAGAAGCACGUUGAUUUCCGUCAGUUACUUCUGUCCCCAUCUCACAAAGAGAAACUUUUCACCGUUUCUCUGGACAGGUUAAGGUUCUGGGUCUUAGACCUGACACAUCCCACCUGUGUGUUUUUCCUUGAAUGAUAAGCUAUUACGAUCUCAAGGUGGAGCCCCGCGUGUCUAGGCUCACUACGCUCCUUCAGGGGCUAGGGUGCGCACCCGGUACGUCCCGAUUCCUACCCGGUUUCGUCUCGGAGUCCGAGUCUGAUGCUCCUGGCCGCCGAGCCCGAAGGACCCCCUCCACUCGGAGCAGGAUGCCAGUGAUGAGAGGUCUCCUGGCACCGCAGAAUACCUUUCUGGACACCAUAGCCACGCGCUUCGACGGCACCCACAGUAACUUUGUCCUGGGAAAUGCACAGGUGCACGUACAGUACCCAAUUGUGUACUGUUCUGAUGGGUUCUGUGAGCUGACGGGUUUUGCUCGGGCUGAGCUGAUGCAGAGGAGCUGUGCAUGUCACUUCCUGUAUGGCCCUGAGACCAGCGACCAGCUUGUAGCACAGAUCCAGGGAGCGCUGGACCAACGCACUGAGUUUAAGGCAGAGCUGGUCUUCUACAAGAAGGCAGGUACACAGUUCUGGUGUCUGCUGGACAUUGUGCCAAUAAAGAAUGAGAAGGGAGAGGUGGUUCUGUUCUUGGUUUCUAACAAAGACAUCACAGACAACAAGAAGGACCAGGCCUCUCAGCAUGGUACCAGUGCAGAUGACGACCCCAGUGCGGAGACGCGCAAGGUCGGCCGUCCCCCACCCUUCAGUCCCAACCGACGACGCAGCAGGGCCGUGCUCUACCAGCUGUCCAGGCACCUGCAGAAAAAGGACAAGAACAAGUCUAAGAUUAAGCUCAACAAUAAUGUGUUUGUGGAGAAGCCUCCCAUUCCGGAAUACAAGGUGGCCACCAUUCAGAAAUCUCGCUUCAUCCUGCUCCACUACGGCACCUUCAAGGCCGGCUGGGAUUGGCUGAUCUUGCUGGCCACCUUCUACGUGGCAGUUACUGUGCCCUAUAACGUUUGCUUCACCGUGGGAGGGGCACGGGAGGAAGGAAGCCCCGCCCCCCGCAGUCCCCCCAGUGUCAGUGACAUCCUGGUGGAGAUCCUGUUCAUGCUGGACAUCGUGCUGAAUUUCCGCACCUCCUACGUGAGCACGUCGGGCCAGGUGGUGUACGACGCGCGCUCCAUCUGCGUUCACUACGUCACCACCUGGCUGUUCGUGGACCUGAUCGCCGCCCUGCCCUUUGACCUCCUGUACGCCUUCAACAUCAGCGUGUAUUUCGGCGUGCACCUGCUGAAGACGGUGCGCUUGCUGCGGCUGCUGCGGCUGCUGCAGAAGCUGGACCGGUACUCGCAGUACAGCGCCGUGGUCCUGACCCUGCUCAUGUCCAUGUUCGCCCUGCUGGCCCACUGGAUGGCCUGCGUCUGGUACUUCAUUGGCCGCCGGGAGAUUGAGAGCCACAGCCCCGUCACCUGGGACACAGGCUGGCUGCAUGAGCUGGCGAAGCGGCUGGGCACACCCUACUUCCUGUCACCUUUGACCUCGCUAUUUGGAGUCUCUGGUUCCCUUCCUACAACACCAUCUGGACCAGCAGCCAACAGCAGUCACUGGAACAUCUCCGGUGUGGAGCUAAUGGGGCGGGACCACUGGAACUCCAGCCAAUGGAACGCAUCAUGGGCGGGGUCAGGCUCAGGUUCAGGGCGGGUGCCCAGCCAGUGGAACAGUUCGGGGGCAGUGCUUGUGGGUGGGCCCUCCAUCCGAAGCUCCUACGUGUCAUCACUGUACUUUGCCCUGAGCAGCCUUACCAGCGUGGGCUUUGGGAAUGUCUCAGCCAACACCGAUGCAGAGAAGAUCUUCUCCAUCUGCACUAUGCUCAUCGGGGCACUGAUGCACGCUGUGGUGUUUGGGAACGUGACGGCCAUCAUCCAGCGCAUGUACUCGCGCCGCUCGCUCUACCACACCCGCACCAAGGACCUGAAGGACUUCAUCCGCGUGCACCACCUGCCCAAAGCCCUGGAGCAGCGGCUGCUCGACUGCUUCCAGACCACCUGGUCUGUCAACAACGGCAUCGAUGUGGGCGAGCUGCUGAAGGAUUUCCCAGAUGAAUUGCGCGCGGACAUCGCCAUGCAGCUGAAUAAGGAACUGCUGCAGCUGCCGCUGUUUGAAUCGGCCAGUAGGGGGUGCCUGCGCUCCCUGUCACUCAUCAUAAAGACGUCCUUCUGCGCCCCGGGGGAGUUCCUGAUUCGCCAGGGCGACGCCCUGCAGGCCAUCUACUUCGUCUGCUCCGGAUCCAUGGAGGUGCUGAAGGACAACACUGUACUGGCCAUCCUGGGGAAGGGAGACCUGAUUGGUUCGGACUCCCUGAUGAAGGAGCAGGUGAUAAAGACCAACGCCAACGUGAAGGCGCUGACCUACUGCGAUCUGCAGUACAUCAGCCUGACCGGCCUGCGGGAGGUGCUGAGCCUCUACCCCGAGUACGCGCAGAAGUUCAUCGGCGAGAUCAAGCACGACCUCACCUACAACCUGAGGGAGGGCCACAGGGCCGAGAUGGACUGGGAUAAUGGCAACAUUGUGAAGAAGCUUCCUUCCAUCAAAGAGGAUGAGGAGGGAGAUGAUGAAGUGCACUCGUCUCAAUCACGGGUCCCCCGCUCCGCACCCCAGUCUUUCUGCCCCCCAGCAGAGCAGUCUCACCCCGCCAACCUGCACGUCCCCACUGUCAGCAUCAUCAGCACCCCCCUGAACCUCAGUCCCCGGUUUGUGGAUGGCAUUGAAACUCAGGGUCAUGUUCAGGCAUCACAGAGGUUUGACUUCAACACUACCCUUAAAUGCCCUGGACCAGGAAGUGAGGAUCAGGCAGAGAACAAGCAGAGCAUUUCCAGGCUGGGGGAGGAGAUGAACAGCUUGUCGCGGCAGGUGUUGCAGCUCAGUGAGGAGCUACAGGAACUGACACGUCUCCUGCGGCCCCUCCUCGUCCUGUCCGUCCUGACCCCGACUCGGACCCCGCCAUGCAGUAUCAGCAGCAGCGCGGGCCCCCUGGCCACCCUGCCCGCCCCCGCCACCCCGCCCCACUUCCUGCUGGACAGCUCAGACUCUGGGGGAGCGGGAGGGCGGCUGCUGGGCUGCCCAAUACCUCCACAUCCUCCACAAAGGAACCGUCUCCAGCCACAGGACCCCCCAGAUCCUCCAGCAUCCCCCACGGGCACACGGAACAGACUGGCACACCCUCCACAACACCGCCAGCCCCUUGCCUCCCGUAGCCCCUCCCCCUCUCCAUGCCUGGGCCCCCACCGCUCCCUUCUGGCCUGCCACAGCAGGGAUCUGCAGGCCCCGCCUCCGACCCAGGACACGCCCCAUUCUCCCACUUCCUGCAUCCCCUCCCCACUGCCGUUCAGCAGUGAACCCCAGGCCUGCCCUUCCUGGACCCGCCCCAUUCCCAGUCCCGAGGCCACGCCCCCACAGGAGGCGAGCACGGUGCGGAGCCCGCCCACCGAGCACGUCAGCUUCAUAAACGAGGAAGAGGAGCUACCCCUGUGAGAGAGGUGCAAAUGGAGAGAGAGAGAGAGACAGGGAAAAAGAAAUCCAGAGAGGGAGAGAGGGACAGGAAAAAAUAUGUAAAGAGGGGAAUAAGGAAAGCGAGUCACAGAGGGAGGGAACUGUAACACAACCAGCUCACAGACUGCAGAUCUUAACUGUCUGAGAGAAACUUGCGUACGGCCAAGUCUAACUACCUGAGCAGCACUGCUCCCAACCGAUGCAGUUACGACACAACACUUCCCAAGCGUUCUGAGGAACAGUGCUUCCCGGACUGUGGGUUGCAAAAUGCACGUGAGAAACGUAACUAAUAUUAUAUUAUACACAUUCACACUAGUCACAUUAAACAUUGCACCAGCAGUUUGCUAACGAUUUUCUUGCCUGCAGCCUGUUUGAGAAACAGUAGCCUGCAAGUUAGAUACAGAAGACAAAUAUGAAAGUUGAGAUUUUCAUAAAAAGACGAUGACAAGUUUGAGCUGUCACCUAUGAGCUAGUCUGAGCCACCAUUUACAAGGCUAAGGAUUCGUGAGCCAGAGCUAGUAGGAUAACUGAAAAAAACAGAAGUUUCUCUUUUCGUCAUAAUUUUAAAUAAAUUAAAUAAAAACAUGUUUUCAGCAGUGGAAUCUAUGGGAUUCCACAUUUAAUGCUGUUGUAUGUGGAAUUUAAAAUAAGAUAAAUAUGCUGAUUAAUUGUGAACUAAUUGGUAAAAAAUAAAAAUUUUAUUGUCUGACAGCCCCCCCACCCCAUUAAAACAUGCAUUUUAUAUUUUAAAAUAUUUGAGUGAGUGAAUACAAUUUUCAUAUCAAUAAGUGGUUCCUGGGCUCAAAGUUUGGACCCUCCUCUCUAUGAGUGGAGAGUUAAUAUGGAUUAAGAACAUCGAACAUGCAUUUACAUUACCAGUGGACACAGACAAUGCUGCCCAGGGCCACACAGAGCCUUUAACCAUGGCAACCCCAUGCUACCCCAGUUCAAACCUCAGGGCAGCACUGAUCACCAUAUGUACAUAUCAGCACGUUGUGUUUUUCUCAGAGGAAGUGGUCACGGUUGCCAAAAGCAUUCCUUAAUUUCAGCACACACGGUAGCAGUGUGAGCGCUGGUGGCUUCCACACGCUGAUCUGGGUGAGCGGGCUCGAGUGGCAUGCUCAAGCCUGUGGGUGAGUGGGCUCGGGUGGCAUGCCCAAGCGUGUGGGUGAGUGGGGUUGGGUGGCACACCCAAGCCUGUGGGUGAGUGGGGUUGGGUGGCAUGCCCAAGCCUGUGGGUGAGUGGGCUCGGGUGGCACGCCCAAGCCUGUGGGUGAGUGGGCUCGGGUGGCAUGCCCAAGCCUGUGGGUGAGUGGGCUCGGGUGGCAUGCCCAAGCGUGUGGGUGAGUGGGCUCGGGUGGCACACCCAAGCCUGUGG
Anguilla rostrata (American eel) is the source of this 5428-nucleotide messenger RNA. RefSeq names its product potassium voltage-gated channel subfamily H member 3-like. Gene Ontology annotation, molecular function: voltage-gated potassium channel activity. The transcript has 15 exons. Lineage: Eukaryota; Metazoa; Chordata; Actinopteri; Anguilliformes; Anguillidae. Bases 595 to 4032 code for a protein of 1145 amino acids. The record is from RefSeq and is a predicted model, not a curated record. Gene Ontology annotation, biological process: regulation of membrane potential; potassium ion transmembrane transport. Gene Ontology annotation, cellular component: plasma membrane.